Molecule: messenger RNA, 1314 nt
Organism: Babjeviella inositovora NRRL Y-12698
Lineage: Eukaryota; Fungi; Ascomycota; Pichiomycetes; Serinales
Exons: 1
Coding region: 1-1314 (437 amino acids)
Biological process (GO): carnitine biosynthetic process
Cellular component (GO): mitochondrion
Molecular function (GO): oxidoreductase activity
Source: RefSeq, a predicted model, not a curated record
AUGUUGCCUUGCAAAAGCCUUCGGACCCCUCCAAAACAGCUUCCCCGUAUCUUCGGCAGAGCUCUCCGGCCUUUUAGCGUCUCGGGAAUCCAAUGCCAGGUGAAGUUCAAGAGCUACAACAACAAGUCCAUUAGUCUUUCGAUUGAGCACAAGACGGUUCUGCUAAACAAUAUCUUUCUCCGCGACGCAUGUGACUCUCUCCGGUCGAGGGACCCUUACUCCAAACAAAAAUUGUUCACCACUGGUAGCUUGGAUGUUACCAUCAGACCGGCUAGAGAGCCAAGGUUUAUCACUAGGGAAGACGCAAAUUCUUCCAUUAGGGGCCUUCAAGUCGAUUGGUCCGAUGGAGCUUCGUCCUUCUACACUGAAGAGUUCUUGAGGAGGUACGCUAAUGCCCCGCAGAACUGCGGGGAGGGGAGGGAUCUCAAGUCUCAGAUGCUAUACUGGGAUCUCGAAACGUUACGGGAAAACGAGCAAGAAAUCGUCCACAAUAUCACCUACGACAAAUAUAUGAAUGACGAGAAGACCUUGUUCACUGCUUUGGACAACUUGAACAAGUACGGAAUGGUUUUCAUCAACGACAUCCCGGAAGGCAAGGAGUUCAUCAUGCCUAACGGUAAGUGGGCCAUAGAGAACAUCGCUGAGCGGAUUGCUUACAUCAGAGAGACCUUCUACGGUCGCUUGUUUGAUGUGAAAAACAUCAAGGAGGCCACCAACAUCGCCUAUACCUCGACCUACUUACCGUUGCACAUGGAUUUGUGCUACUACGAGGCGCCGCCCGGGAUCCAGAUCUUGCACGCAUUGCAAAAUUCUACUGAAGGGGGAGACAACGUCUUUGCCGACUCCUACAGAGCUGCUUUAUACGUCAAAGAGGCCGACCAAGCGGCCUACGAUGCAUUGUUGAAGGUCCCAAUCAACUAUCAUUACGACCACACAGAGUAUUACUACGCCUAUUCCAGACCUUUAAUCACCGAGGACCCCGUUCUGGGAGGAAUCAAGGAAAUAGCCUACUCACCACCGUUUCAGGCGCCGUUUGAAAGGGGAAUCCUUGAACAGGAUGCGCACCUCUUUGAGAGCUUCAUGAGAGGCAUGAAGCUUUUUGAGGGGUUCCUUAACGAUCCAAAGAACCAGUAUGUCAUAAAGACUAACGAGAGAAGUGCGGUAUUGUUUAAUAACCGCAGAACCCUCCAUGCUAGAAAGGAGUUCCGCGAAGUCGGGGCUCAUAGUGAGCGGUGGCUAAAGGGAUGCUACUUGGAUGGCGAUGCCUUUGACUCAAAGUUGAGAGUGCUUUACCGGAAGUACGGGGCUCAAUAG